CAAGACCACGUUGGAACUAGCGCCAUGAAACGCUCAGCCUCGGCUCUCAAUGAGAUACCAUCCAGGUGGGACGUUACUCCGCCUAUGAUAGCUCCCACGCGUUCAUCUCUACGCCUGCCUUUCGCACACUAUGCCAUGGUCUACCUGGAUGACGAAGGCGUCCUCCAGGUAGAAGAGUCGCCUUCAAUCAAAGAGCAAAACUCGACGGUCUUCACACCCGACGUACGCCAUCACUUCCUGGAGAUUCUGGGUGAGACGAGUAGCUACUACCAGUCGUUUACAAGCCCCACACUAGAGUCCUCGCCCCGUCGAGUGCGACGUCGCCAGGGGAAUGCCCCUAGUUCUUCUGUCUCCAAGGAAAGCUUGAGCAAGCAAUCUUUUGACGGUGAUGACUACUCACAUGGGUCGACUAACAUGGCUCCCCUCCGCAUUGGUGAUACCCAGAAGUUGCUCUCGUACUAUAAGGGCGCCCUCAAGCACUUCCGACAGCUCAACUGCCGCAUAGUCGCUAAGGCUUUCAUCCGGUUCGUCGAGCCGCGCAAGCAGACCCGACACCCUUACAACGGACGCAAGCCCUCGGAUGGCUCGGCCCCUGGCGCGACCGGUGACCCUGAGAAGACCAAGCCUGAGUGGUGGCCGCUGGGUGUGAUGCACAAGGAGCCUGACCACUUGCGGACAGAGUCCCGUAUUGAACUCCUGCUUCACAUCGUGCGUAAGCUUGGCAGCCAAGGGAUCACCGCGGACAAGUUGAAGGAAGUCGCUGGCGACACCAAGCGGAGUCUGAAGCACCCAUCCAAUGUAGAAAUCAUCUACGAGAUCCUCCGGGUGCGAGAGAUGGAGGAACGAUUCGAGCGAGGCGAAGUUGAUGCCAACAAGGUGGUCUAUGUUAUGAAACGCGGACCUAGCUCCAAGGAUGAUGAAGACGAGGAGUCCUCCGAUGUAACCCUGGCAACCAAAAAGUCCUACCAUAUCGAACAGGGACCCUUGACGCCAACCUCAGUCAAGCAAGUUUCUGCACCACGUACCACGCCCAUCGACACCCUCAAGCCGGUGACAUCUGGUCGCUCUCUUCCGGGUAGCCUCUUGCAGCUAGAGUCGCUCGGCUUUGAUGGCACCGGCUGUCAGGACCAGCCUUACUACGCCAUGCCCCCGCACUACACAGACUCCUGCUCGCAGCCCAUGCUUAGCAUACCCGUGGGCACCAAGAUGAUCAGCCCGCACAACAUCUCGGUCUUCGACUACCCAGCCCACAACGCCUUCUGGAUCUCCACACCGAACCACCAGCUCACAGAAGCUACCGGCCAGUACGACCCCUGGACCCCGGCCUUCCGCCAUAACAUCUUCAGUCGUGUCGAUUACAGUGUCCCAACAACCAGCCCGCCAGUGGUCCCCUCUUCCAUGUCUUACCACAUGCCCGUGACUUUGCCUGCUCAGGCGCACGGUAUUUAG
Penicillium alfredii is the source of this 1449-nucleotide messenger RNA. Its product is annotated as DUF2841 domain-containing protein. The transcript has 5 exons. The record is from RefSeq and is a predicted model, not a curated record. NCBI's taxonomy places the organism in Eukaryota, Fungi, Ascomycota, Eurotiomycetes, Eurotiales, Aspergillaceae. The annotation marks the transcript as partial.